Anarrhichthys ocellatus (wolf-eel) is the source of this 6846-nucleotide messenger RNA. Its product is annotated as pleckstrin homology domain-containing family A member 7. The transcript has 27 exons. The record is from RefSeq and is a predicted model, not a curated record. Gene Ontology annotation, molecular function: protein binding. Bases 2276 to 6463 code for a protein of 1395 amino acids. Lineage: Eukaryota; Metazoa; Chordata; Actinopteri; Perciformes; Anarhichadidae.
CCCCCCCCCAAAGAAAAAGAAUAGGCCACUUUAAAUGUUUCUGGGAGUCAAAUUCCUGUGAAAAAUUGUACUUCGGAUAAAUGUCACUCCUGCACGUACACACAGAGAGUUUCUCACUCGCGUACCGUCUAUUAAAAUGUCAAAAAAGCAGAUUUGUGAGCAUGACGGCGUUUCUGUUGACUGAGUGGGAAAAGCUGCACUUGGUUUCCUGCUCAUUACUUUCCCUCACUGUACUUUAUCACCAGUUAUUUUACAUUUCAGAGAACAUGAACCCCUCGCUGCCGCUCACUCACCACGCACUUUUAUUCAAACAUUGGAGAACGGAUUUUCCUGCCUCUGCUGAUGACAGCAAUGGCUGAUGGGACAUGAAGUUCAACACAUUGGGAUCAACACAUCACUCCGCCGUGAAGGUGCAACAAUGUCCACUUGGAGCCACUGAUUAACAAGAGUAGAAUUUUGGUGGUCAAAGGUCACUGUGACUUCACAAAACACACAAUUUUGGCCAUAACUCAAGAAGUCAUAUGCUAAUUAUAACAACUUCACACUACUGAUGUGAAAUUUGAAUAAAUUCCCUCAAGGCGUUCCUGAGAUAAUGCAUUCAGAAUAUCAUUUGGUUGAUAUCGUGCAAAGACAAAUUUCAUCAGCUCACCGGGAAGGCCGAUCAGUUAUUGUUUGGAGGUGCUGUAGUGGUAGAGCUGGUACUUUACGACGGUGUGUGCACUGCCACUAAACCUGUGGCUUAUUGGUAUAAAACUAUAUAUGUUUUGUGUCUAUUCCUGUUGCCAGAAUAGUCUGUUUGUGAGAAAGCCUUUCUAAAGUAAGCAUAUAACUUUGUCUUUGAAGAGGAAAUAAGAAAUGUAUCCCCGGUCUCUGGUCGGUUGAUUAGGUGAUUUUCUUGAGGGUCUCAGCAUAUGCCAUCUUCUCUCACACGGAGCCUAUGAAGUUAAUCCUCAGAGCUUUCUGUAUUUCAUGAUGCAUUUCAUUUUUCCCCUUCCAGCCAAGUGUGCUUUGUCUACUCAGCCUCACUCCCCAAGAGAUUGAAGUCACCUCUUCUGUGCACAACAUUGACUGCUCCCUUGUAGCCUCAGAUUUUCCUCAGUUCUUUGAUUUUUCCCUGGUUAAAUUGGCCUCUUUUAUCAGGCUCUCAAAAUAGCACUUGUGAAUAAAAGUCGCACUCUGAGCGAUGAGCGUAAGCACGGCUCACAGUUCGUGAAGGAAGCGUGGCAGUAAACAAAUCAACAUGAUUUGUGCAAUGAAACGGCAUAGUGUCGUCCGUUCUUUUAACCACAAAAUAGGCUGUAAUGGUCCGUAAGUAAAAGAAAUGGCAAACUAAAUAAAAAGCAGAAUUCUGAAAUUCGAUAAACGGCACGGGAUCAAAAGCUAGGCAAUAAUCCAUCUUGCAAAGUGGCUGUUUUAAUUCUAGAUGUAUACAUCGGUGCACCAGAUCAUCGCUAUCAAAGGUGCUGUGGCAGCACAUUAGCGUGCUUUCAAAAACUUCAUAAGUGUAAAAAUGUGUAAAAUGCAGAACCUACAAAUGGAGACGUGGACCAAAAGGCUUAAUUCCUCCACAUGACAAGCCCACACAUCUCUACCGCGUAGGACCAACCCGUCUCGCUCUGCCCGACUGCUGUCUGUGGACCAGAAGAACAGGCCUGGGAUUUGCAACGUCCGUCUGUGUUCAACACUGAGCAAAGGAGGACAGACACAAAGGAGGGAUUGAGGGACACAGAUGCUAAACAGCGAGAGAGAGAGAGAGAAACGACAAGAUGGUCGAUACAAUGUUGUGGCUCUUUAAAGUCCGGCUGGUUGUGGGAGACAGUAACACUUCUGUCAGUGUGAGGAGGAGGGCCAGGCGACCAAAACAUUAGCAAUGCAGCUCGUAGAGAGAGAGAGAGAUCAUGUGAGGAGCACUGGGGAGGUCGGAGACGGAGAGGACAAGGGAAGAAGGGAUGAUACUUGUUGGGACAGUUGCAAGCCUUAGACUGAGAGGAGAACACGGAGAGAAAAGUUUAAACAUCUGAAAUAGAGAGAGAGUGCAUCAUCAUGUCUGCAACGAUCUGCUUUGCUCUUAUCCUUUCCUGUGACUCAAGAAUCUCCUAAAAGUAAAAUUUGAGGGAGAAGACGAAACAGCGGUGAGAGAGACGGCAGUGGAAGGUUGUAGGACACUGUAGAAGAACGACACUCACAAGAGAUGAAAGUCUGGGGGAAAGGAGCUAAAUCGAGUGAGGUUUGAGUCUCUAAUCAAACAGCAAAGAGGUCCUUUCAUCGUGGAAGGAUGGGUACCUGCUGCAGCCGCGACCCCACGCGGGAGGCCGGCCAUGAGCUGGUGGCGAUCAAGCGCCACGCGGCCUGGCCCUCGACGGCCAAGGUGGUCACUAACGCUGACGAUCACGAAUUCUCCACGUGGGAUCUGACGUGUGACUCGAGUCACAACCAGAGCACCACGGCGUUUCGCCAUCCUGUGAGCGGGCAGAUUUCUGCAGAGAACAUGGAUUUUAUCCUGCAAGAACAGCCGCAGGGUGCUUCCAUGAUGUCCAAACCCGCGGGUGAGCAGCUCUCUAGCACCACCAUCAGUGAGGCCUCCACUGCCGUCACCUCCUCCACUGUGGACACCACCUCCAAGGGCUCCCGGUCCGGUGGGAAGGUGCACAACUUUGGGAAGAGAGAGCAGGCCAUUAAAAGGAAUCCCAACGUUCCUGUGGUGGUACGAGGAUGGCUGUACAAACAGGACAGCUCUGGGAUGCGUCUUUGGAAGAGGAAGUGGUUCGUCUUGGCUGAUUUCUGUCUGUUCUACUACAAAGACAGCAGAGAGGAAUCGGUCCUUGGCAGUAUUCCUCUGCCCAGCUAUAUCAUUUCACCCGUGGGACCUGAGGACCACAUCAGCCGCAAGUAUGCCUUCAAGGCCAGCCACACUGGUAUGCGCUCGUACAUUUACAAGCAGAGCUCUGUGAUUGGCUCGCAGGCGGAGCACACCGGGAUGCGGACGUAUUACUUCAGCGCCGACACCCAGGAGGACAUGAACACCUGGCUGAGGGCCAUGAACCAGGCCACACUGAUGCAGAACCAGACCAACACACUCAUCAGACCAUUCGACAAGUUCGAGACGUUUAACUUGUUGCAGCAGCAGGCUGUCCCGCAGAUGAACCACGUGAACCACCACAGGUCCCCAGACUCUGACCCCAUGAGACCCAUCGUCCACGAGGUCCUCCUGGAGCCCAUACACCGCGACGCCGACGAGCGCUGCAGCUGCCACAAGGACUCUCCGGCGACCACCGUGUUGGAGCACCCCACAGGAAGCACUGCCCUGGAAAUGGACACACACACCUCCCUCCCCUCCAACCCCGCACCCUCGGCCCUCCCGCAGUUUGACAACGUGUCGGCCUCGGCCCCCGUGUCCCGGGCACCGUCACGAUCCGCCUCCACGCUGCCCUCCAGCGUCUGCACGAGGAACGGCCUCGUGUCUACGCCCAGCCCCAUCCUGGAGCCCAACGGGAUCGCAGCGGGAACGUACCAGAGGGCCCCGGUGGAGACGCCCCCUGCCGACACUCACAAGCAGGUGCACAGGAGAAGCACUCUGGAGCAGGUGGAGCAGUGGGUCAAAGUGCAGAAGGCGGAGCACAAAGGCCCCCCGUCCAGAGAGAACACCCUCCCUCGUCGCACACCUCCAACCCAGCACAAGUUCACCUCCAUGGACGCAUAUCAGACCCUGCCAAAGACCCCUCGCCAGAGCCCCACGCCCGCCCGACUUGGCGAGUACAAGUACGCCCAGGACCGCCUCAGCCACUUCCGCCUCACCCCCGACCCAGGGCCCAGCACCGUCUGGCAGCUGUACGAGUGGCAGCAGCGCCACCAGUUCCGUCACGGCAGCCCCACGGCGCCGCUCUACACUCCGGCCCCGGACUACCCAUUCGGCCCCCGGCCCCCAUCCACCGUGCCUCCCUCCUCCUCAGCACCCAGGUCCGAGGGGGCGCCCCGCUGUGUGUCGGUGCCACCGUCGUCUGCAGACAUCCCUCCCCCGGGGCCCCCACCCGGCAGCAGCAGGACCCUGUCGCCCACACGGAGGCCGCACACGCCGGCUGGACGGGUGACUGUCAGGCCCGUGGGUGAUCGGUCAGUGUUGGACAUCCCCUUCUCUGUGUCCCCCCGCAGGACCAAAUCUCAGCUGCUCAAGGCUGCUACUAUCGAGAGACGGUCAAUGCCUUCAUCCGGCUACAUCACACACACAGUCAGUGCACCCAGCCUUCACGGCAAAACGCCCGAGGAGCUCACCCUGCUCCUCAUUCAGCUGCGCCGGCAUCAGGCCAAGAUGGCCUCCGCACGUCAGCACGCGUUCUCCCAGCUCCAGCGGCGCAGCGGCCCCAAAGAGGCCUACCACCACAACCACUUCCUCACCACCUCCACUAGCACCAGCCCCCUCCUCAGCUCCGGCCCCCUCCUCAGCUCCGGCCCCCUCCUCAGCUCCGGCCCCCUCCUCAGCUCCGGCCCCCUCCUCACCUCCGGCCCCUCUCCUGUGUCCCACCUCGGACAUGUGAGCCUCUCAGCUGCCCUGGGCUCUUGCAACACCCAGAGCGAUGACACCUACAUGCAGCUGAAGAAGGACUUGGAGUAUCUGGACCUAAAGAUCAGAGCUCUAGAGCCCCUGAUCCUCGCAGUUCACAGUUUACUACUGCACUGCACUGCUGGGCCUCUCAGGCCUCUGAUGAACGUAGCUGGAAGUCAGACGCUGAAGGAGUCAGGGAAACCUGUCAAGGUUGCAGAAAGUGACGUGGAUGUGAAGUUAAGUCGGUUGUGUGAGCAGGACAAGAUCCUCAAGGACCUGGAGGCGAGGAUCAGCUCCCUGAAGGAGGACAAGGACAAACUGGAGAGUGUACUGAAUGUGUCCCACCAGCAGAUGGAGCAGUACCAGGAGCAGCCGGCCCACGCCCACAAGAUCGCCUACCAGCAGAGGCUGCUGCAGGAAGAUCUGGUGUCCAUCCGGGCCCAAAUAUCACGCCUCUCCACGGAGAUGGCUCACGCCUGGGAUGACUACAGUAUGCUGGAGAGAUCAGUGGAGCAGCUGAGGACUGCGCUGCAGGCACACAUGAACCACAGCGCCACCCCUCAGCAAGAGAAAGCUGAGAUGAAGCGUGAGCUGUGGAGGAUCGAGGACGUGAUGGGGGGACUGUGUGCCAGCAAAUCCAACUACAAGAUCACCAUUGACUCGGUCCAGAACCCAGAGAGGAAACUAGUGCCUUCGGUGUCGGACCCGGCCGUGCCUUCCUUCAGCACAGAGGUCCAGCCGCCGCCUCGCAGCUCCAUCCCCAGCGUCCUCUCCCACACUUUGCCUCACAGAACCGUGCCAAAGUGGGCGGAGGACACUGCCCCCCCGAGGCCACCGCUGCCUCGCCUCUACGACUACGAGGACACGCCGCCUGUGGUGCCGCCUCUCCCCAAAGAGGCCUCGGUCAUCCGCCACACGUCGGUGCGUGGGCUGAAACGCCAGUCGGACGAGAGGAAGCGGGAUAGGGAGAGCGGGCAGUAUGUUGCCAAUGGAGACUGUAAGGCGGACUUGCGGUCAUACGUGAGUGAACCAGAGCUGCCAGGUCUGAGCCACCAGAGCGCCGCGUCUGACCCUGACUACCAGUAUUUCCAGGACAAAGGUCUGUCCAGCUGCUCAUUUCGACUGAACCAGUCCAACUCCAUCGCGUCCUACGUCACCCUGAGGAGAGGCCCAGGCAGCUCCGCAGCCAGGGAGAGACCCAAGAGUGCCUUGGAGCGUCUGUCGUCGCCCACAGAAGCCCCGCAGCUCCCGAGCGGCCAGCCGCGGGGGCGAAUGACCGCGGAGGAGCAGCUGGAGCGGAUGAAGCGCCACCAGAGGGCGCUGGUUCGCGAGCGCAAGAGGAACCUCAGCCAGGGCGAGCGCUCCUGCGCGGGCCUCUCGGCCUCCUCCACCGCCGGCACCCAGCGCUCCUCCUCCUCCUCCAGGCUGCCCUCCAGCACCUCCGACCCUCCGGCCUCCGUGUUUGAUUGGCAGGAGGAGCGACUCGCUGCCGAGGGUCAGAGCGAUGAAGGGUGGAAUCGAGGGAAAGAGAGAGGAAGGAUCCAGUCGGAUGAGUGGAUAGUGGCGACGGCCACACGCAUACGAGAGGUGGAUGUGGAGCCUCUCGACUACGACCUGGAUAUCAGCCGGGAGCUGUCCAGACCGCAGAAAGUUCCCAUCCCAGAGCGCUACGUAGAGUCUGACCCCGAUGAGCCUCUGAGUCCAGAGGAGCUGGAGGAGCGCUCCCGCCGGGCCGAGCGCAUCAAGAACCUCUUGGCCAAAUCCAGCUUCCAGAACAUACAGCCGUCUGCACCGCUGGACUUCAGCGAGCUGGACUCGGCUCUGCAGCAGCAGGAGAGGAUCAUGAACGUGUCCCACGCACUGGCCUCCGAGGCCUCGCGCAAGAGCAAACUGGUGGCAGCCAAAGCUGCUGCAGAGCACUGAGCCACAGGAACGACCGACACAACCAGGCAGAAGAAAAGGGAACUAAUCAUUGUACUAACUGUUUGACUUGUAACACAUCUAUGUAUGAGUGAGCACAAUAGAAUCAAUUCUUGCUAAAGCGCAAUAAUAAUUUAUAACACGAGUGAACUGCUUUUUUUUAAAUCUGCAAUUAGCUGUUUUGUAGUUUUUAUGAGUGAUAAGAAAGCCAAUGCCAAAAUGCUCCAACUACAGUAGGAAUGCUUUGACAUGAAUCUGUUAUUUAUUACAUUGUUUGGCUUAUUCAACUUCUACUGUACAUUUUCUAAAUAACAAUGAUCAUGGUCCUAUCAAUCAACUAAAAUGCAUUAGAAUAUAAUAUGAAUUAAAACAAGUUAAUUAUUUGG